CUUUAAGUCAAGAUACACUUAAGCCGUUAAGGUUGACUUCAGUCAAAGAAUGACUACAGGCUUGUAUUCAUUUAAUCUUUAUCUUUAUUUCGGAAGUUAGGUCUACGACUGCAACACAUUGAAAGGAGAGUGAAAUUAGUUGGAAACACUAUAAUGAAAACGUUUAAUAUCGUAAAAUGCAACAUAGGUUUCUGUCUGUCACUAAGAUUGAAAAUUAUUCUAAUAAUAAGCUUCAUAGCAGUGUUUUCUGUUUGUUUUCUGCAUCAAUACAAUGAAACCAAUGAAGACUGUGAAAUGUACAUGCAAAACCCUGAUAUUUUUAAAGGAACCAUCUGUGACUCAUUAUUCACAAGGAUAAAGAGACGUUAUCUAUUUGGCUCUCUUGAUGAUAUUGAGAAUAUAGAUUUUGACACUAACGCAUGCACAGCAAAUGACUCUUUAUACAAAGACAAUUACAAAACAACAUAUACCUCAAAGCAAGAUAACCUGAAUAUCAAUAAAGAAACAGAAGAGGAACGCACAACGUACAAUAUUGUAUAUAAAGACAGUCCAGUCACCACGAUUUUGCUAGUUAUUAUAACUGCAUUGCUGGUUAUGAAAUUUUUCGGAAAAAAAAUAAUGCAACGUUGCAGCCAUAAUAAGAAAACAGGUACUAACGUUGAGAUGACUCAAAGUGACGAAGAAACUGCUGUAGGGACAAGACAUGAAGUUUAGCAAGUUUGACCAGCAGAGAAUUAAAUUCAAAACUUAAGAUUUUGUAAUUGUUAGUUGUUGUUUUUUUUAUUACAUACGUUGAAACGAAAACUGUAGUGAUAAAUAAUUCUAGUAUAUACACAUGACUAAUUUUCGUUAAAGUCUAAUAAUUUGUCUAUUCUACUUUAAAAAAAAUGGACUUCAAUUCCAACCCGUUAUACAAUAUAAACAUAUGUUCGUAUUGUAGAUAUACUUAGAUUAUAUUUUUUAAAUGAGAAUUGUGGCCAAAAAAAUUAAAAUAACUAUCAUUUUUGUUAAAUAUCAUUAUCUUUAUAGUAAACUCUCUUUGGCACUUCAAUUAACAAAACAAAAAAAAUGUAUUAGCUCGUUUGUUUAUGGCGCAAAAAUUAUUUCAAUUAAUAGGAAACAUUAGACGUCCACUCUAUGACCUAUACUUAUUUAACAACUUAAUAGCGUGUAAUAAAGUAAGUUUUAUACUGAGAUCCACACAUAGAUUAUUAGAUAUUUUUUAUUCUUAAGAUGAAAACAGUUGAAAUUCUUGUCUUUGACAUGGUUUAUUUUUUCGUGAAAACUCCAGUAAAGAAAUACUGCCUGAACAGUUCCGUACGUUCUUAGCAGUAGGCCUGCAGGGCCCCAAGAUGCUAUGAAAUAGAAGUGGAAGAUUAUAUUCUAUUAUUAUCUAUUAGAAUCCCCGUCCAAAUUCUAUAGAUAUGCUAAUGUUUUCAUAUCUGUUUGAAGUACAAAAAUAAACUUAAAGUACGCAUAUGUAUUGUGUACACAUGUGUUGUUAUUAAAUAUGUAUACGCUUUUGCUAUUAUUGCUUUCUUUAAAAUAUAUAUAUAUAUUGAAUAUUGGACACAGCCCGCAAUGUAAUGUGUAGUAAAAUUUAAGUUUACAAAGGGAGGGGGGAUUGAGGUCGCCUACCAAGUGAAUAUCAUGUGUGUUGUAGAUUAAAAGAUAAUACGGAGAUCUUUUUAUUUAUAACAAAGAUUAUAGCAACUCUGUCUGUCUGUCUGGGUAAAACCUUAGUACACAUUAAUAUUCCAUCUCCCAAUCAAGGAUCAAGUUGAAACUUUGCACAAUCAUUUCUUAUUACUGACACACACAAAAAUAAUCAAGUUAAUUAACUCUAGUUAAUUAUUUAUUUUGUCUGAUAUUUAAAAAAAAAAAAGAAUAGAAAUUGAUAUAAUGUGGUAUAAUUUGAAUUAUCCCCCUUUAUGCAUUGUGCAGUGGGGUGUUUCAAUCGAACAAAAGUUAACAAUAAAACUUUUUUUUUUCAAUAACACUUUCUUGGUUUAGUGGUUCAUGUAUUGGCUAAAGGAGGCUGAUGAAGCUUUCGUCAUCGAUUUCGAAUUCAGGCACCAUUUUUAUAUAAAUGAUUUUAAAAGCGAUUAUCUAAAUAUCCCCAUCUAUCUUCCCUCACCCCUUUCCAUCCUGGUCCAGACCUAGUAUUGAGAAAGCUAAAACCUUGAAAUUGCGCUAAACAAAAACAAUGGGUAAAAAUAUUUCGAAUAUCACAGAUAUAGUAUUGUUAUUCUGGAUCAGCAGUUCUCAAUCUUUUAAGCUUUUACCGUCCGCCACACUGCGCAACACGCCCCGCACCCCCAAACAGCAAUAAAAGAAUAGACAAAAACAAUCCAUAAUUUCGAUGGUCUUAGGAGACCCCUGGCAAAUAAUCAAUCGACCCGCCAUGAGGGUUGAGAACCCCUAUUCUAAAUCUAUGACAAAUUUAAUUACAUGACUGAUCCUAACUAAAUAAUAAAUGUACGCUUAACAGGAACAUCGUUUUUAUGUUUUUUGUUUUUCUUGUUUUUAUUACAGUUUAAUGUGACUUUAAAUAUUGUUUUAAAAGUCUC
Molecule: messenger RNA, 2570 nt
Organism: Biomphalaria glabrata
Lineage: Eukaryota; Metazoa; Mollusca; Gastropoda; Planorbidae
Exons: 6
Coding region: 154-714 (186 amino acids)
Source: RefSeq, a predicted model, not a curated record